AUGUCCUCCUGGGAACCCUCUCCCGACUCGCUGCAGCAGCUUGCUGCUUGCCUCAAGGAUUCCCUCAGCGGUUUCAACAAGAGUGCCCAGAAGCAGGCUGACUUGAUGCUUCAACAAGCAAAGAACUCCCCUGACAUCAACAACUAUCUUGCAUUCCUCUUCUCGAGCUCUACGCCUCCCAAUGGCCUCCAAUUUUCAGAGCAGGACUUCCACCUUGUGCGCUCCGCCGCCGGUAUCAUGCUCAAGAACAACGUUCGAACCGAAUGGAAGAGCAUCCCCGAAGACAGCCUCCAGCUCAUCAAGCUCGCAAUCCCCAUGUGUCUGCAGGACAAGAACUCCCAGAUUCGCAACUUUGCUGGAAACAUUGCGACUGAGAUCGUUCGACGCGGUGGUCUGCUAACUUGGCCCGAGUUGCUACCUCAACUUCUUGAUUUGGUUGGCAACACUUCGGGACAAACUUCGGACGAGGCACAGGAAGGUGCCAUGUCUGCUUUGGCCAAGAUUUGCGAGGACAACUACCGUCAGUUGACCAAGGAGGUUAACGGCCAACGUCCCCUCAACUUUGUUCUCCCCCAUUUCAUCGCUGCCACUAAGAGUCAGUUGCCCAAAGUCAGAGCCGGCGCUCUCACUGCUAUUAAUGUUUUUACACCCCGGGAAUCUCAGGCGAUGCUCAACUCCAUCGAUGACCUCCUUCAACACCUGUUUAUCCUGGCCAGCGACAACAAUGUCGACGUCCGACGACAAGUCUGCCGUGCCUUUGUCAACCUGGUUGAGACUCGACCCGACAAGCUUCAGCCACACAUCAGUGGUCUCGUCGAUUACAUCAUAACCCAGCAAAAGGGCGACGAUGAAGAGCUGGCAUGCGAGGCUGCCGAGUUCUGGUUGGCUGUGGGCGAGCACAAUAACCUGUGGAGGGCGCUGGAGCCAUAUAUCCACAAGAUCAUCCCCGUCCUUCUCGAAUGCAUGGUAUACAGUGGUGAGGAUAUUGCUCUCCUUGGAGGUGCUUCGGAUGACGAGGAAGAGGAGGAUCGCGAAGAGGAUAUUCGCCCUGCGUUUGCCAAGAAGGCGCUUGCACGAAAGGCCAACGGCGAGGUUGGCGACUCCGCCGAUCCGUCAAAGAACGGUAGCGGUUUCGAGAAGCUUGGUGGCAUGAACGAAGACCCUGAGGAGGGAGAGGUCGACGACUACGACGACGGCGAUGAUGCCAACCCCGACGAACGAUGGACCAUCCGCAAGUGCUCCGCCGCCGCCCUCGACGUCUUUGCCCGCGAUUUCCAAGCGCCAGUUUUCGAGGCCAUCUUUCCCUACCUUUCACAGCACCUAAAGCACAACGAGUGGCCUCAACGAGAAGCCGCUGUGCUUGCCCUCGGCGCUGUUGCUGAUGGAUGCAUGGACGUCGUUGUCCCACAUCUGCCUGAGCUUGUGCCCUACCUGAUCUCCCUCCUCGAGGACUCGGAACCUGUCGUGCGACAGAUCACCUGCUGGACCCUCGGCCGGUACUCUUCAUGGGCUGCCAACUUGGAGGACAAGGAUAAGGAUCAAUUCUUCCUUCCUCUGAUGGAUGGUAUCCUCCGCCAUAUGCUGGACAAGAACAAGAAGGUUCAAGAAGCUGCCGCUUCAGCUUUCGCUAACUUAGAGGACAAGUCAGGCAAGAUUCUCGAACCUUACUGUGGUCCUAUCGUUCAGCAGUUCGUCCACUGUUUUGCCAAGUACAAGGACCGAAAUAUGUACAUCCUUUACGACUGUAUACAGACUUUGGCCGAGCAUAUUGGACCUGUUCUGGCCUCGCCUGAUCUGGCAGGCAAGCUUAUGCCUGCCUUGAUCGACCGAUACAACCGCGUGUCGGAUCAGUCACGGGAGCUGUUCCCUCUCCUAGAGUGCCUCUCUUAUGUGGCGAUGGCACUCGGUGAUGCGUUCGCUCCCUACGCUGAGGCUAUUUUCCUGCGAUGUGUCAACAUCAUCCAUGUGAACCUCGAGCAGACAUUGGCUGCCGCCAACAACCCGGUACUCGAUCAGCCUGAUAAGGAUUUCCUCGUUACAAGUCUGGAUCUACUUAGUGCCAUUAUCCAGGCCCUCAACGACGACAAGUCUGCAGCUUUGGUCAAGAGCUCUCAGCAAUCCUUCUUUGAGCUUCUGAGCUUGUGUAUGGGAGACCCUACUGAUGAGGUCCGACAGUCUGCCUACGCAUUGUUGGGAGAUUGCGCCAGAUACAUCUAUCCUCUUCUGCAGCAAUACCUCCCCACAGUUCUUCCCAUCUUGCUCAAGCAGCUUGAUAUGGAUAGUGUUCUUGACGAAGAUGUGGACAGUGGGUUCGGUGUUGUCAAUAACGCUUGCUGGUCGGUUGGCGAAAUCUCUAUGCAACAUAAGGAAAACAUGGGACCUUGGGUCCAAGACCUUCUCCAGCGAUUCGUCGAGAUCAUGACCAACCCCCGUGUUCCAAAGGCUCUUAAUGAGAAUGCUGCGACGGCCUUGGGCCGACUUGGUCUGGAUAACUCGGAACAACUUGGACCUCACCUGUCCACUUUCGCUGAGGAGUGGAUCAGCAUCAUGAACGAAGUCGAGGCAACAGAAGAGAAGGCUACAGCUUUUAAGGGAUUCUCUAUGAUUGUCGGACGAAACCCUCAGGCCAUGGAGAAGGAGUUGCUCAACUACUUCACCGCCAUCGCCAGAUAUCGUGAUAUGGGCCUCAAGAGCCCAGCCAGGCAAGAGUUGCACGGCGUCUUCCAGAAGGUCAUCGACAUUUACAAGCAAAUGAUCCCCGACUUUUCCAGCUUCAUCGGCCAGUUGCAGCAGCGUGACCGACAAGCUUUGGAGACACAUUACUCUCUAUCAUAG
This is a messenger RNA of Fusarium pseudograminearum CS3096, 2835 nucleotides long. RefSeq lists its product as uncharacterized. The transcript is spliced from 3 exons. Gene Ontology annotation, cellular component: cytoplasm; nucleus. Lineage: Eukaryota; Fungi; Ascomycota; Sordariomycetes; Hypocreales; Nectriaceae. The record is from RefSeq and is a predicted model, not a curated record. The coding region runs from base 1 to 2835 and encodes 944 amino acids. Gene Ontology annotation, molecular function: nuclear import signal receptor activity; small GTPase binding. Gene Ontology annotation, biological process: protein import into nucleus.